AUGGGAGCCGAGCUUCAUUUAGAGAAAAUCGUCGGCGAUCAGACGGACGAGGUGCUAGAAUUUCUCCAGAAAAAUGCAUUCGCUCAGGCGGCAGCGCAAACGACUGAAAAACCUAAUCCAAAGAGACUGCGGCAAUUCGUGGCGUACGCUUGCGACAAUGAGUUAAAUAUCUGCUACAGGGAUCAGGAUGGCAAAUUGGCAGCGGUUAUCAUCGGCUACGACAUUUCGAAGAAAACGGAGCUGUCGCUGAUUUCCUCCGCGCUCUGCUGGCUCAACUGUUGCCCCUGUCUUCCAAACUUCCAGCGGCCGAUUUCUGCUCUAGAAUUCGUCAAAUCCCUCAUCGGCGACACCAAAAACCUCGAUCAGCAAUUCAACGUCAAAGAAGCGGAAGAAUGCUACGAAAUUGCUACUGUUGUUGUUCGAACCGAUCUGAGACAACAAGGAAUCGGAACUGAAUUCGUAAAAACCGCCCUGGACCGAGCGCGAGAACGAGGAAGAAACCAUGCUACUGCUUUUGCUACAGUCGAGCCUUUGAGAAAGACCUAUCAAAAGCUCGGUUUUGAAACUGCAACAUCGGUAAAUUACGAAGAAGCUUUCGGAGCGGCUCAUUACAACGGAAAACUCGAAUCUGGAGAAUGCCAUUUCAUGGUUUGCCAACUGUAG
Oikopleura dioica is the source of this 663-nucleotide messenger RNA. NCBI's taxonomy places the organism in Eukaryota, Metazoa, Chordata, Appendicularia, Copelata, Oikopleuridae. The record is from the annotation of a GenBank genome assembly.